This is a messenger RNA of Boleophthalmus pectinirostris (great blue-spotted mudskipper), 1484 nucleotides long. RefSeq names its product docking protein 4 (gene dok4). The transcript has 9 exons. Gene Ontology annotation, cellular component: cytoplasm. NCBI's taxonomy places the organism in Eukaryota, Metazoa, Chordata, Actinopteri, Gobiiformes, Gobiidae. Gene Ontology annotation, biological process: positive regulation of MAPK cascade; cell surface receptor protein tyrosine kinase signaling pathway. The coding region runs from base 476 to 1462 and encodes 328 amino acids. The record is from RefSeq and is a predicted model, not a curated record.
CACCCAGACAGACGCACUCCUCCCCGGCUCCGUGCACCGCGUCUCUCCCCUCUGCAGCCUCCGCGCUCUGGAUCUAACCAACCCCGGUCUUUACUCCAGAAUAAUAAUAAUAAUAAUAAAAAAAAAAAGCCACAACCUCUGCUCGGAGAUAAGUCCGCGGGAAAGCAGAAGUCAGAACAGCGGCGGAAACGCGGUGAAGCAGCCGUGCCAGAGCGCAGACAGGAUCGCAACACCAGAGAUGCCAAGACUGAAGACAUCUGCCCCCGACACUGACACCGACUGAACCCCGUCCACAAAUCGACACAAAAGGAGCUUCAAACCACGAAUCUGAGCGGGAAUUUAAGACUAAAACCAUGAUAUGAAGGAGGAAAUUCACAAAAAGGAAGGUUUCGAAAAGGAAAAUCUAUAAGACGUGACCCGUAGAAGAUCUGGAUGGUCUCCACGGUGACGGUGAGCAGGUUGCCCUCCGCAGAACAUGGCUUCCAACUUCAACGACAUCGUAAAGCAAGGAUACGUCCGCAUGCGCAGUCGCAAACUCGGGAUCUAUCGCCGCUGUUGGCUGGUGUUUAAGAAGUCUUCGAGUAAAGGCCCUCGUCGUCUGGAGAAAUAUCCUGAUGAGAAAUCGGCCUACAUCAGAGCCUGUCCCAAGGUGACAGAAAUCAGUAAUGUCAAAAAUGUGACGCGGUUGCCGAGGGAUACCAAGAGACAGGCCGUAGCCAUCGUUUUCACAGACGACACCUCGAGGACCUUCACCUGUGAAUCUGAGCUGGAGGCAGAGGACUGGUUUAAGACUUUGUCCAUCGAGUGUUUGGGCUCUCGACUCAAUGACAUCAGUCUGGGAGAGCCGGACCUGUUGGCGGCCGGAGUCCAGUGUGAACACACAGAGCGGUUUAACGUGUUCCUGUUGCCGUGCCCAAACUUGGACAUAUACGGAGAGUGUAUGAUGCAGAUCACUCACGAGAACAUUUACCUGUGGGACGUCCAUAACCCGCGCUCCAAACUGGUCACAUGGCCCCUGUGCUCGCUGCGCCGCUACGGGAGAGACGCCACACGCUUCACCUUCGAGGCAGGACGGAUGUGUGACAGUGGAGAGGGUCUGUACACGUUCCAGACCAGAGAAGGAGAGCAGAUCUACCAAAGGGUGCACUCCGCCACACUGGCCAUCGCCGAGCAGCACAAGAGGGUCCUGCUGGAGAUGGAGAAGAGCACCAGGUUGUUGUCCAAAGGCUCAGAGACGGGCUCGUACCCCUGCACCCCCACAGCCAUCCUGCCCCGCUCUGCCUACUGGCAUCACAUCACCGGAAACCAGAGCGGUGAUUCUGUCGAUGACGAGCUCCUCACCACUCGGCUGUCGGUCAAACGUCACUCCACUCUGCCUCUGUCCAGUCUGCACACUCAGUCCCAGCCCCACAUCAGCACCCUACAGUCUCCCAACCACUACGCCACCUUCUCCGGACAGUGACCCCGCCCACUUUACCCCCCCC